Messenger RNA from Alligator sinensis (Chinese alligator), 1897 nucleotides. It is a transcript of the gene TRAF5, whose product is annotated as TNF receptor associated factor 5. The transcript is spliced from 11 exons. Gene Ontology annotation, cellular component: plasma membrane signaling receptor complex. The coding region runs from base 150 to 1823 and encodes 557 amino acids. Gene Ontology annotation, molecular function: tumor necrosis factor receptor binding; thioesterase binding; zinc ion binding. Gene Ontology annotation, biological process: positive regulation of canonical NF-kappaB signal transduction; regulation of apoptotic process; protein K63-linked ubiquitination. Lineage: Eukaryota; Metazoa; Chordata; Crocodylia; Alligatoridae. The record is from RefSeq and is a predicted model, not a curated record.
GGCAGGACUCAUGCAGCCAAUAAUACAUAUAGCUAUGUAAGAUUUUGAAAACAGGAUUCCUAUUGUUAUCGAUUGAUGAUCUAUUGGAAGGGAAAUAUUAGAUCUUAAGGCUUUGACCUCCUUCACACUUGAACUAAAGUUCAGCUUCCAUGGCCUCUGAAGAAUCUCCUGGUCAUUCAGACAUCUUUGCACGCCAGAAUUCCACCAGUGGCGUUUCUCUAGACUUUGAAGCAGACACCGACUACCAGUUUGUUGAAACCUUGGAAGAUCGCUACAAAUGUGCCUCUUGCCACCUAGUCCUUCACAAUCCUCACCAAACAGGAUGUGGUCACAGAUUUUGCCAGCAUUGUAUUAUUUCUCUGAAAGACCGGAGUGCAGUGCCCAUCUGCCCUGUAGACAAAGAAAUCAUAAAAAUGCACGAGGUAUUCAAAGACAAUUGCUGCAAAAGAGAAGUUCUCAACUUGCAAGUAUUUUGCAAAAAUGUUCCUGAUUGCAAUUCAAAAAUAAUUCUAGGACGAUAUCGGGAUCACCUUCAGCAGUGUUGUUUUGAAAAUGUGCAGUGCACUAACGAUGGAUGUCAUGAUCAAGUUCUUCGGAAGGAUUUAAAAGACCACUUAAGUCUGCAGUGCAGAUUUCGAGAAGAAAAAUGUCAGUACUGUAAUAACUAUGUGGUUUCAAUUAAUUUAAAGAACCAUGAGAACAAUGAUUGUCCUGAUUAUCCUGUGCCUUGUCUUCAAAAUUGUUCUCAGAUAAUACUGAAAAAAGAGAUCGAUGAGCACUUCUUUGUGUGUCCAGAGGCAGAAGUGGACUGUCCCUAUAAGCAAUAUGGUUGUUCUGUAAAGGUUAAAAGAGGAAAGCUGGCUGAACAUGAAAAUGCAUCCCUGAGGGAACACAUGCUACAGAUUUUAGAAAAGAACUCCAGAUUGGAAGAACAGAUAUCUGACCUAUAUAAGAGCCUGGAAUUCAAAGAGAGCAAAAUUCAACAGUUAGCAGAUGCAGUUAAAAAAUGUGAAAAAGAAUUCAGACAGUUUGCACAGCUGUUUGGUAAAAAUAGCAACUUGAUGGUAAGCACUCAGACUCUGGCCAAUCAUCUUGAUAAAUCUACAUGGCUGGAAACGCAAGUGAAGCAGCUCAUACAAAUGGCAAACCAGCAGCAAAACAAAUUUGACUUGAGGCCACUGUUGGAGACCAUUGAAAAUAUAAAGCAGAAGAUUGCCCUUAUGGAAACAUAUGAUCAGCGUUUGGUUGUUUUGGAAGGUCAGUCCAACAAGCAUGAUGUCCACAUCAAUAUUCACAAAGCACAGCUCAAUAAAAAUGAAGAACGAUUUAAACUUUUGGAAAGCACAUGUUACAAUGGAAGACUGAUCUGGAAAAUCAUGGAUUACAAAUUGAAGAAAAAAGAAGCAGUAGAAGGUCGCACUCCAUCUGUAUUCAGCCAGCCAUUUUACACCAGCCGCUGUGGAUACAGGUUAUGUGCAAGAGCUUACCUGAAUGGUGAUGGUUCAGGAAAAGGGACACAUGUCUCCCUCUACUUUGUGGUGAUGAAAGGGGAGUUUGACUCAUUGCUACCGUGGCCUUUCAAGCAAAAAGUUACACUUAUGCUUCUGGACCAAAGUGGGAAAAAAAAUCACAUUGUAGAAGUCUUCAAGGCUGACCCCAACAGCAGCAGUUUCAAAAGGCCAGAUGGAGACAUGAAUAUUGCCUCUGGGUGUCCACGAUUUGUGGCACACACUGUGCUGGAGAACACAAAGAAUGCCUUUGUCAAAGAUGACACUCUCUUCUUGAAAGUAGUUGUUGAUUUAACUGACCUUGAGGAACUGUGAAGUGUCUGAAAGACACAACUUCUUAAUGACUUAAAAAAAAAAAAAAAAAAAAGACUCUUGGUGAUGACCAGCCA